AUGAAGAAGGCAACACACCACUUCUGUUACUUAAUCAGAAAAGGAGACUUUGGUGAAGUUUAUUGGGGAGAGUCAUUACUAGGUGAGAAAAAUGUUGCUAUUAUGAAACCCGCCGACAAGAUGGACGAAGACCAGAUUAUACAGUUUGUAAAUGAGGUUGAUAUUCUCUCUCAAGGCAAUCACGAACACGUGGUAAAGCUCUUGGGUUGCUGCCUAGAUAAUGAAGAUCCAAUGUUAGUUUAUGAGUUUUUCAGUGCGAGUUCCCUCUCCCUCCAUAUCCAUGGGGAGAAAGAGGAAAAAAAACAUCUUUCAUGGAUAGAUCGUUUGAGAAUUGCGGAAGAAACGGCCGAGGCACUAGACCAUUUGCACUCUUCUCAUCCAGUAUCUAUCUUUCAUAGGAAUGUCACAUCUUCAACAAUACUGUUAGAUGAUAAAAUGAAGAGUAAAGUAUCAGAUUUUGGAGUUUCAGGUUUUGGUCCUGUUCCAUUGGCUGAAACUGAAAAUAAUAAUACAUCAAUUAUUCAAGGGAAUCGCGGGCAACCAGAAAGUGGCCCAGAAUAUUCUCAUGCACAUACAGAAACUCAUGAAAGUGAUGUUUAUAGCUUUGGAGUUGUUCUAGCAGAGCUUUUGACUGGAAAAAAACGAAUUUUAUCAGAAGAACCUGGUAAAAAGGAAACCCUGGCAAAAUAUUUUGUACGUGAAGUGACAGAUGUGAAUCUUUGUCUUGAUGAGCAAAUAAAAAAUGAUGCAGAGAAAGAUCAUUUCUUGAAAGUUGUUAAGCUUACCAAAAAGUGCCUACAGGAUAAAGGGGAAGCUAGGCCGACAAUGAAGGAAGUUGCGAGCAUGCUUGGUUCUUUGCUAUCAUCGUUACAACCUAAGCAGGAGCAGCAGACUGAACAUCGUGACGUCGGUGGGCCAUCGACAAGUUCUAUUCUGGAUGCAACGGCGGAUGAAAUAGAGGCUGUUCAUUGA
This is a messenger RNA of Telopea speciosissima, 972 nucleotides long. RefSeq names its product wall-associated receptor kinase-like 18. The transcript has a single exon. Gene Ontology annotation, cellular component: plasma membrane. Lineage: Eukaryota; Viridiplantae; Streptophyta; Magnoliopsida; Proteales; Proteaceae. The coding region runs from base 1 to 972 and encodes 323 amino acids. Gene Ontology annotation, biological process: protein phosphorylation; cell surface receptor signaling pathway. Gene Ontology annotation, molecular function: protein serine/threonine kinase activity; ATP binding. The record is from RefSeq and is a predicted model, not a curated record.